Hippoglossus stenolepis (Pacific halibut) is the source of this 5239-nucleotide messenger RNA. RefSeq names its product F-BAR and double SH3 domains protein 2. Gene Ontology annotation, cellular component: recycling endosome; neuromuscular junction. Gene Ontology annotation, biological process: neuromuscular synaptic transmission; regulation of actin filament polymerization. Gene Ontology annotation, molecular function: protein binding. The transcript has 23 exons. The coding region runs from base 431 to 2746 and encodes 771 amino acids. The record is from RefSeq and is a predicted model, not a curated record. NCBI's taxonomy places the organism in Eukaryota, Metazoa, Chordata, Actinopteri, Pleuronectiformes, Pleuronectidae.
ACAACACAGUUCAACACCAGUCCGCCUCCUCCUCCUCCUCCACUAACACCAGUGUCUCCGCUCCGAGCCACAAACGAGCCAUUUAUCAUCAAUCAUGGCCGCCGGGGUACUCAUCUAAAAAAACUCUUCUUCCCUCCCUGUCGUCAGGAGGAGGGGAGGAUUUAUUUUUUUCAUGUUUUUGUUGGAGGGGGGGAAACAAACAAACAAAAAAAACCAUUAGACCCCCUCACACUGGGUUUUUUCUUCUCUUUUUGGGGAUCUGCUCUUGGAAUUACAUUAGAAUACAUCUCGGACCAUUCAUGUCCAGACUCCAACAUGCAGCCGCCGCCGAGGAAGGUGCGCUAGAGCUGAGCACACUCAAGAUAGAUGACAGAUGAUUGGCAGAUAGGUCAAAGUGACACAGGAGCUGAAAAACACACACACGGAGCAGAUGACAAGACUGCACUUUAAACACCAGACUGAAUGUGACCUGCUGGAAGACAUGAGGAGCUACAGUCUGAAGAAGGGACAGUUGGAGAGGGACUAUGCACAGGCUCUGCAGAAAUUAGCAAGUCAGUACCUCAAGAGAGACUGGCCUGGAAUCAACCCUGAUGACCAGAGAACAGACUACAGGAAUGUGUACGCAGUGUGGAGGUCCUAUUUAGAAGGUACAGUGCAGGUGAGCCAGUCCAGGCUCAACGUGUGUGACAACUACAAGGGUCAAGUAUCAGACCUCGCUAAGACUGUUAGACUCUACAAGGAACAGCAGCUCAAAAAAACCAUAGAUCAGUUGAGUGGCAUUCAGGCAGAGCUGCAGGAGUCAGUUAAGGAGUUGGCGAAAGCCAAGAAAAAAUACUACGACUCUGAGCAGGUUGCCCACGCUGUACGGGAGAAGGCGGACAUAGAGGCCAAGUCUAAAUUGGGGCUUUUUCAGUCGAGAAUUAGUUUACAGAAAGCAAGUGUAAAGCUAAAAGCGAAGCGAAGUGACUGCAACUCCAAGGCGACACAGGCCAGGAAUGACUACUUGCUAACGCUAGCUGCUGCCAACGCUCAUCAUGACCGCUACUAUCACACAGAUCUACUGCACUGCAUACAGGCCUUGGAUGGCAGAAUCUACGAGCAUGUGAAAGACUACCUGGUGUCGCUGUGUCAUACUGAAUUAGAGGCCUCCCAAGCAACACACAACACCUUCCAGUUCCUGCUGGACAAAUCCACCAGGAUAAUUGAAGAGUUCAACCAGCAGCUGUUCAUGCAGGAGAAUCCAGUGUUUCACAAAGCACACGACUUCCAGUUCCAGCCCAGUGAAUGUGACAUGACUCUGAGCUCGGUGCAGCAGUUGGUGGACAUUGAGCCGUCGCCCGUCAGUGCCAUGAGAAUGACCCUGGCACAGAGUCGUCAGCUGGAGUCGGAUACGGGGACAACGGAGGAGCACAGUCUGAACAAAGAGGCCAGGAAAUGGGCAACAAGAGCGGCCAGGGAACACAAGAAUAUCAUCCAUUACAAGAGAUCUCUGGAGGAGUGUGAGAGCCAUGGUUUGCCCAACACAGAACAAGGCAGACUAGAUCUGGAACUGAAGAUAGAAGACACCAAAGAAAACAUGCGCAAAGCUGAGACGAUAAAGUUGAAAGCGGAGGCUCGGUUGGACCUUCUACGGCAGGUGGGGGUUGCUGUGGAUACCUGGUUGAAAAGUGCCAUGAACCAGGUGAUGGAGGAGUUGGAGAAUGAACGUUGGGCCAGCUACACUUCCCACGAUCCCUCACUGUCGGGCACAGUGGACCUGGAGCGUGAGGAGGGAGAGGAGUGCGAGGAGAAUAUGGAGGUUUUUGACGACAGCAGCUCCAGUCCUUCAGGGACCCUUCGAAACUACCCGCUCACCUGCAAAGUCCUGUACUCAUACAAGGCCUCUCAGCCAGACGAGUUAACCAUUGAUGAACAGGAGAUGCUGGAGGUCAUUGAGGAUGGAGACAUGGAGGACUGGGUCAAGGCUCGCAAUAAGACAGGCCAUGUUGGCUACGUCCCAGAGAAGUACCUGCAGUUUCCCACCUCCAACAGUCUCCUUAGCAUGCUCCAGUCUCUGGCUACGCUCGAUGCUCGAUCGCACACAUCGUCCAACUCAACCGAGCCAGAGCUGCACUCCGGCUGCGUCAACGGUGACAUAAACACAGUGUAUGUUCGUGCACUUUAUGAUUACGAGGGCCAGGCAGACGAGGAGCUCUCUUUCUGCGAGGGGGCUGUGAUCCGCCUGCUGAGCCGGGACACGCAGACAGAUGAUGGUUUCUGGGAGGGGGAGCUCAACGGACGGGUGGGCGUCUUCCCCUCAGUCCUGGUGGAAGAUUUCACUGAGAAUGGGGAGAGCAGCGGAGGAGGAGGGGCAGGUGACAUACAGAUCUCUCCGACUCUGAAGUUGCCAUCCUCUCUUCCGCCUCUUCCGCUGUACGACCAACCUCCCAUCAGCCCUUUCACCAGCCCCGAGACCUCCACCCCACCUCCUCUCCCACGCUCACCCUCAGCCGCACUUAACGGGGACCACAAGCCUCCACUGCCAGCGCCGUCACACAAGGGACCGCUGUCCACCCACAAUCAAAGAUCUGGCAAGAGUCCAGUGUCUCCAGGAUUUCCUCAGACUCAGCCACCGAGAUUCACCCCUGAAGGAGGCCCUGGGAAACUACGACCUGUGCGGGCUGCUCCUCCUCCACCUAAACAACACGCCCGGAGACAGCAAGAGAAGAGCGACAAGACGGAGGAGGUGGAGAUCACACUGGUGUGACAGACAGACUACUCGGCAAGCCGUUGUAUACACAACAAAUUCAAGAAACAAGAUGACACACAGACUUAUCAUUCAGGCCGAGGAACUGAACAGCUCUGAAGUGAAGUGAGCUCAAAUAAAGAGAUGUGAAGUAAACUGAACUGAACCACGUCGACGACCUCCGGCCACUCCGCAUCUUCCUUUCCCUCCUCCUCCAGUGAAGGAGAGAAGAGAUAAAGGCAGAGUAUUCAAUUAAAUAAUCGUAUUAGAUUUCUAAUCAAGUGCAGCAGUAGCUGCCUCCGCAUCGCUCCCUGCCCUCCCCCAUCCCUCCAUUCUUGCCUUAAAACUUCACCUCAAACUCACCUCAAACCAGAGCACAGCGAAAGGAGGAAGAGGAAGUUUUCUUUUAUCUUGUUAAACUUAUUCAAGAUAUCAGAGAUUAUUUCUCUGAGCAGGCAGAUCGCUCUGCUGCGUUCACUGACCUGCUGACAAAUAAUCAUGAAGCAUGAGAAAUGUUUUUGGAGCCCUGAAACUCACUAAUUAUAGUAAAGGCUUAUCAGACAAAUCCAAAAUAUAACUAGAUACAUGAAUGAUAGUAUUUGUUAAAUAGCAACUUUCAAUAUUAAUAAAUGUAAAGUUUUGUACUUUUAUUUAACCUUCAACGAGCAAGUACAUUUUUUUAUUUAAAUUUACUACCAAUUAGUUAGUAUCAAUAAAUUUAAAUUUUCUAUUUUAAAUGUAUUUAUUUACUUUUGUUUUGGUCUUUGCACAUAUUUAAUCAUUUAUAAAUGAACUCCACACAACAUAUCCUUUUCCUCACCAUAUUUCUAAUUGUCAUACUGCAAAUAUGACAAAGAAUUGGGAAAACUCUUGAUAUUUGGAGUACUUGAGACGUGGCAACCACUGGUAUCAAAACACACUCAACACUUUUAGCUGAGCAGGCCUGUUCUUCCAACUAUCUGAAGCUAAUGGUUUCAUAAAACUACACCAGUCACUGCAUAAAAAGUUCAUUUUGAGUAAAGAGACAUCUGGUUACACACAUCUACAAAAUAUUUGUCGUAUUUCUUUUGUGAUCUUGAUAAAGAAUUCUGUGAUCUUCCAAGUAGCAUUGUAGCGCAGCAAGUAGCCCGCAGGCUAAAAUGCAUUAGCUACAGCAUUACGCAGUAAGAUAUAUAGAAAUAUAAAUAUUUAAAGGAAGAUUCAGCUAGGUAGCAAACUGAAUAUUGGUGCUGAGCUCGUUUAACUUCGGUGUGUAACCAAAUGUCACUUUACUGUGCUCUCCUGUGUAAUAAGGGAAGUGAACUAUGGUGGAAGUAAUCCUUGAACUUGUGUGAUCCUUGAUGUGAGAGCUUUAAUGUCUCUUUUCUCAUGAUAUGAAAAAAAUUUAACUCAAAACAUAUGUAGCUUAUGACGUUAGCUUCAGAAUGGUGGCUAACAUUAGUUAAUAAGUGCACUCAGUUAAGUAAACUGCCCAAAACUACACUGCUGCACAAAUACAUAUAUGAGAAAAUUCCCAAAUUGGAAAUAUGUGGUUGAAAAAACACAUGAAUGAUUAAAUAUGUGUGUGAAAUAAAGAAGCAGUAAAAAUAUAUUUUUUAAAGUUAAUCGAAUAUAAAACUACAAUAAAGUGUUUGUUGGUUAAAAAAAGUAGUUUUAAAACUAUUACAUUUUUGGGCAUAUCUGAUAACUUCCUACAACCUUUGUGUCUGAGUGUUAGGGCUCCGUAGACUUUAAGUUUGAUGGAAGGGAGUAAGUCCUGUUUGGGAGUGUCGUGAGGGUUGAAGCAUAUGGACAGAGAAACUGGGUGUGUGGACACAGGGUCCCCCUCCCCAGCCCGUUGCUCCACAUAUAUAGUCCUUAUCAUCAUACGUAUUCAAUGUGUAUUAGUACAGUACAUUACUGUUGUCAUAGGAAUGUUAUGCACAGCGUUUCAUAUAGACUAACUCUGCUGACUGGACGACCAUGUCUGAUAUGUAGUGGAAGUUUUAUUCUUGUCUUAUACUGAGAGGGCAUUGUAAAUACAGUAUGAAGGAGGGAUGAAAGGAGAGAGGGGAGGACAGGAUGGAGAAGAAAAGGGAGUAAAAGGAGGCUGGAUCCUCCCUUCUGCUCUUAACUCCACCUUUCCACCAUUCUCCCUUCUUUUCUCUCCCUCUCUUCUCUAGUGUCUGUUCUGUCCAUCGGCAGUCAGUGUGAAUCAGUAGCUAUCAUAUACACACAUGAAUACAUGAUAUUACACACCUUGCUAUAUCUUCUCUCAUUCUGUGACAUGCUCUGUGGUUGUAUCACUGAUUGGUUAGGGACAUCGACUGUAUAAAGAUGGACGACACGUCUCCACUUCCCCCCCACCGUCCAGAAAUGAAGCCAAAUAUCCUGAUGUCCUGCCAUCUUUUGAAGCCAGAGUCUGUAGCGAUUGGGGGAUGGAGCCAUGGUAGCGAGGUCCCGCCGAUACACGGGCUCGACCAAUCGUUUUUUAUAGCAUCAAACAACUAUUUCAAAUCAAACAUACAAUUUUUU